This is a messenger RNA of Girardinichthys multiradiatus, 1499 nucleotides long. It is a transcript of the gene zcchc17, whose product is annotated as zinc finger, CCHC domain containing 17. The coding region runs from base 179 to 919 and encodes 246 amino acids. The transcript has 7 exons. Gene Ontology annotation, molecular function: RNA binding; zinc ion binding. Gene Ontology annotation, biological process: RNA stabilization. NCBI's taxonomy places the organism in Eukaryota, Metazoa, Chordata, Actinopteri, Cyprinodontiformes, Goodeidae. The record is from RefSeq and is a predicted model, not a curated record.
UGACAUAUUUUGCUAGGCUGUCUAAGUUAGCUCAGUUUGUUUUUAUUAACACCCAAUCUGCUACGGCACGAACUGUCGGUUUAACAAGGAUAAAGAUGUGAAUGUGUUUUCUUAUUACGUGGGAAAACGUAAACAGUGUGUUCCACCGGUCCACCAUUAGACAACCCUUGUUGGGACGAUGUCUGACCGAGGUGGGCAAAGUCGUGAGCCGGCCGGAUUGGAUGGUCUACCACCGAUGCACAGCAUUGCCAAAGGAGAGGUGGUCUCUGUGCAAAGCUACGGAGCCUUUGUUCGACUACCAGGUUACAAGAAGGAAGGUUUGGUUCACGUGAGUGAGAUGUCUGCCUCUAGAGUUGAAAAUGCCUCUGAGAUUGUGGAUGUUGGGGAACGUGUGUGGAUCAAAGUCAUUGGGCGAGAGAUUCAAGGUGACAAGGUGAAGCUUUCUUUCUCCAUGAAGGCUGUCAAUCAGGGUACAGGACAGGACCUGGACCCAAACAAUGUUAUGGCAGAUCAGGAUGCGAGGCGACGAAAGCAGUUCAGAGAUCACACUGGCAACAGGAUCACUCUGGAGGCUGUCCUCAACACAACAUGUUCAAAGUGCGGCUGCAAAGGUCACUUUACCAAGGAUUGUUUCUCAGCUCCCGGCUUGCAGUAUGCUCUUGUGCCUGAAGAGGACGAUGAAGAGGCACAGCAGCAGCAGACAGCCACACUCAGGCCACCACAGGAUUCAGACAAAAAGAAGAAAAAGAAGGAAAAGAAAAUGAAGAAGAAGAAGAAGAGGGAGAGAAAGGAGUCAGAGAGCGAUAGCAGCAGCAGCAGUGAAUGUAAAUCAAAGAGGAGGCGUCAUAGCAACAGUCUGGACAGACAGGAUAAGAAAAAGAAGAAACACAAAAAACAGAAAUCACACAAACACAACUGAGACAGCCGGAAAAGCACACACACUCCUCCAGUUAGUCACACCACCACUAUCAGACACAUGCAAAUGUCAGUAAAACAGAGCGGUAGGCUUGCAGCCACUGAUCUCUUCAUUAGUCCUUAGACACCACAAGCUAAGUAUGGAAAAUUCAGUCAUAAUCAAGCUAUUUUAUUUUGAUGGUAAACAGUUUCCUGUGAAAGCCAAAAGAAAAAUGGAAAAGGAGAAGAAAAAAUGGUCAUGUGACCAUCCCCUUUGCCCUGGAGUAAUCUCUGACAGCCACAGCGAGACCUGUCCACACAUCUUGUGUAAUCAAAUAUGUGUAACUUAUAUGGCAGCAGGAGCAGCCCCUCUUUUUGAAAUACAGAUGUUUAUAGCUAUGAGGUUUCUGAUGCUGUGGGAAAUAAAUUAACAAAAGAAACACACAAGUGAUUACAACAGGAUCCUCAUAUUCUGGUGACAUUCUGAUUUACGUUUGCAUUUUUAUGUCGUUGUACAUGCAUGUUUGUGUUGUGUAUCACCUCCACAACCUUCUUCCUGAAGGUCUGGCUCCAUUAAAGAUGUUUUUACCUGUAAAGGCAACAGA